Molecule: messenger RNA, 3854 nt
Organism: Phasianus colchicus (ring-necked pheasant)
Lineage: Eukaryota; Metazoa; Chordata; Aves; Galliformes; Phasianidae
Source: RefSeq, a predicted model, not a curated record
AUGUUAGGCCGAAUUUCUGUUGUAAAGUUGCAGGCAUUAGCCUCUGAGUUGAAGGCGGGUUUCACAGAAGCGAUGCAGGAGCUGUCGCGAAUCCAGCAUGGCGAGUACGCCUUGGAGGAGAAGGUCAAGAGCUGCCGCUGUGCCAUGGAAGAGAAAGUGGCUGAGAUGAAGAACUCCCUCAACACCUUCAAGGAGGAACUCAGUGAUGCGAAAUCAAUGAUCGAAGAAAUCAGUGCCAAGCAGGAGGAAAUGCAACAGAAAAUUGAGCAGUUGCAGCAGGAGAAGCGGCGCGAAUCACGGAAAGUGAAAGCUAAAAGAGCACAGAAGGACGAUCACAGCUCACAAACAGUGCCUACACCUCUCCAGGGCAGCCCAUUUCGAUCCAUAAACCUCCCAGAACCUGUACUGAUCAACGAAGAUUUUACAAGUCUUUUGCACAACGUGACUUAUGAAAAAGUGUCUGACACCAGGAUCAUGCCAAUAGGAGAAGGAGGUGUGAAAGUCAUAGGAGGUCCAGGGGCAGCCAUCGAGACAGAGGACAGCCUCAAGCCUUCGCUGGCAGCAGAUGGUCAGACAAAGGUGCAUCUGCAAUCAACAGUAUGGAAGCAGCCCAAAGAAACCAAGGACUGGGGAGAUGAAUACAUUUCCAAAGAGCAACCAGAAAGAGGGAAAGACGUGGGCCAAAGCAGAUACAGCUCAGCAGACAACAUUAUAUGUGAACCCUCUUUGGCUGCCAAAAGGCAGAACAUCGCUUUGGAGCUGCUGGAGUCAGAGAGGAAGUAUGUCAUCAACCUUUCCCUUAUCCUGAAGAUCAAGGCAACGUUGCAAGGGCCAGAUGUGAAAAGGAGCACCAAAGAGAGAAGUUUCUUCCCCAAUUCUUUGCGGUACCUGGUCCAGCAGCAUGUUGAUUUACUUCAUGCUCUCCAGGAGCGAGUGCUGAGCUGGCCACGCCAAGGAAUUCUAGGUGACAUCUUCCUGAAGUUAACAAAUGAUGAGAACAAUUUUCUGGACUACUACGUUGCAUACCUGAGGGACCUGCCAGAAUGCAUCUCCCUGAUCCACGUGGUGAUCUUGAAGGAGGUAGAAGAAGAAAUCAAAUCCGAUCUCUACAUUCUGUUCUUCCAUAUAGUCCAGCGAAUCCCUGAAUACCUAAUUCAUCUACAGAACGUCCUGAAGUUCACGGAGCAAGAGCAUCCCGAUUACUACCUGCUGCUGGUGUGCGUGCAGCGUCUCCGGGUCUUCAUCUCACACUACAGCCUCCUUUUCCAAUGCAAUGAAGAUCUGCUUAUACAGAAGAGGAAAAAACUGAAGAACACGACGAUGGAUUUCUCCUCCCUCAGGUCGUCCCUGGUGAAGCUGUACAAAGGUCUCACUUCCCAGUGUACGAGCCAAGACGUUUCUCCAACACCCAGCACAGCCUCUAUCCGUGACAGCGGGAUUCACUCCGAAGAGGCAAUGCAGUCAUUCCAACCAGCACCUUCCUCUGGCACAACAACCCCGCAUUUGUUGCCUCAGAUGAAGAAACCUCAGCCAACUGUCCUGGAAAACAUCCAGGCUGUAAAGCCCCCUGACUGGGAAAUGGAAAGCAGAAAACACGAGAGGCCAGAGAACAUCCUUGCAUCCUCUCAGCUCACUGAGCAGGAACUCAAGGCUCUGACAGCUCCUUUACAAUCCAUCCCUGAAAUGGAGUAUGAAGCACCACCUGCCGACGCAGUGGGAAACCCAGAGAGAGCCAUCAGGACCUCUGUAGAGCUGCUGCAGGAUGCGAGGAACUUUGCGCCAAGCUAUGAAGAGUUUGAUUACCCUGGGGAAGUCUUCACCAUGCCAGGUCCCUAUGAAGAAGAUACUUUCCAAAAUCUUGCUCUCUUUGAGAAUUGCUCGCCAGCCUCUUCAGAAUCCAGCUUAGACAUUUGUUUCCUUAGGCCUGUUAACUUCACGUCAGAACCAGAGAGGACAGAUCAUGCCUUACAGCCACUGCCUAAGAGCAGUACUCCUGUGAGCAGCAGCACUUACAAGCGUGAGAUGUUCCACAGCAAAGGCAAGCAGCUGAGCAGGUCUCUGAAGGAGCUGCCGAGGAGCGCUGAGGGCGUGAGCUCCAGACUCUACAGCACACGGAGCAGCAGCGGGAGCCGGCUGCAGCAGAAGCAGGAGAGGAAUGUCCAGCCUCACAUGAUCUCAGCCUCAUCUCGAAGCUCCCAAAGGAGCUACUUCCCCCCACAGAGAGGAGCGGGUGAAAAACCAAGCUUUUUGGAAGAGCUCCAUGCAGAAGACAACACCAGGUUCUGCCAGAAGGAUGACAAUGAGCAAACAUCCUUCAGCGACCACAACCCACGGCACGAACCCAAAGGGGGUUUCCGGAGCUCCUUCCGCAAGCUCUUCAAAAAGAAAUAAGCAGCCCCAAGAAAGGCAGGCCACAGCCCAAGCGCAACAGUACUUCCCUGGGUCCCUAAGGGUGGAGACAGACAGCAAGGUCCUGAGAUGUCCCCUGAUUAAUAUCAUAGGUGGAGGGGUGGGAGAGAAGACUGUCACAAAUGCAUCCUGCUCUUCCUAGCACAGGGGAGGGCCAGGCUAUGGGUUCAAGCAAAGUUCAGCCAGCAGAUCCAGUAAGCAGAGCAAUUUGCUAGCUUUUACUCCUGCUUGAUUUAAUUUUCUUCAGAGUUUUGGAAAGCUUGGGCCAAAUACCUCCACGUUCUCUUCCCCCUCAUUCCCCAAAACUGUUUUUUCUGCCAUACAUCUUCACUCUUCCAAAUUCAAGCCAGGACUAAUUCAGGCUCACCCAUAACAGACAGGUGCCUUGGCAUCCUGGCCAAAAGUCCAACAUUCUUUUCUUUCCUCCACUUUCUGAAGAAAAAACACUAAUGAAGAUGUCUUCCAGAAGGCCAGCUCACACUAUCCAGCUGGUUUGAGAAAAUCUAAUAAGCAUCAGCUGAAGCACCGGGAUUUUAUUCUGCUUAAUCAGCACUGUCUUUUCUUUUGGACUGAAAUUCUCUUCCACCUUUUAAUCAACAUGCUGUUUCUCAAACUGCCUUCUACUGUACAAAUCUCUGCUCUUGCUGUCAGAAUUGCCCAGGUCUCCACGCAGAGGACACAGGCUGAGCACAGGGCCUGCCACAAGAGACAAAGACUCUUCCACACUCUACACUCACCAUGGAUCGACGCAGAUACUGACACAGUCGACUAGCAUUGUGGCUCCUGGUCUGCAGUACCUCUUAAGCGCUCUUGGCCAGUUCUCUUUGACUUGACGCCACUUUACAGGCCCCAGCACAUGAAGCACCCUGCUUUGGAGCAGAUCUUCUAGAAAAAAAUUGAGACACAAGGGCAGGAAAGACAAUGGUGCCCCACUUUUGAAGUCACAGCAUUCCUUCAGGUGCAAGGACACUCUUCCUCCCACAACAAAGCCACAUGCACGUCCCACCCACAUCUCAAAGGACGAACCCUUAGCAGUAUUGUUCUCUGGACAAGCCUACAGAUUCUGUUAAAAAUACAAUAAGGAAAGGGAAUCAAAGCCCUCUGGCCUACAGCUCUCCCACAAUGCUAACUGACUGCACUUUCUUUUUCCUCCUCUGCUGGAGGGAAGAGGUAGGGGAAAAAGGGUCAUUUCAGCUAAAACAAAAGUAAUUUCUUAUUACAAUCAAAGUUUUCUCAGCAUUUCAAGAAAGUGACUAAGAUAAAACUUCAGGAAUUAAAAUGUUUCAGUCUAUGUCUGCUCGUCAGACUUUAUUGGGGCCAAACUGCACUGAGAAAUCCAAUUCUCCUUCUGAAAGGCAAGAAGGUAUCUUCUUGGGCUUUUUCCUUUAUCUUCUGCAUUAAAAACAAAACAAAACAACAAACCAAAACCUCCCCAAAAUAGUUAA